Messenger RNA from Brienomyrus brachyistius, 2073 nucleotides. Its product is annotated as tripartite motif-containing protein 16-like. Gene Ontology annotation, molecular function: zinc ion binding; protein binding. The transcript is spliced from 9 exons. The record is from RefSeq and is a predicted model, not a curated record. The coding region runs from base 13 to 2073 and encodes 686 amino acids. Lineage: Eukaryota; Metazoa; Chordata; Actinopteri; Osteoglossiformes; Mormyridae.
UGUCUCUCUGAGAUGGCACAAUUUAGAACCGUCCCCAACAAGCUGAGCUGCCCGAUAUGCCACAAACUACUAAAGGAACCAUUGACCAUUUCCUGUGGACACACUUACUGUAUGGGCUGCAUUAACGGCUACUGGAUGCAAUACAAGGAUGAUUGCGUUCGUUUUAAAAGCUGUCCAGAGUGCACGGAGGACUUCAAUCCAAGGCCAGUUGUAAAUCGAAAUUGUAAUCCUGCUAACACGGAUGAGAAAGUGAAUAAGACUGGACCUCAAGCUUCUCCUCCUCCCUGUCAUGUUGGACCUGGAGACGUGGAGUGCAGUGCCUGUGUCGGAAAAAAGCACAAAGCUGUCAAGACCUGUCUAAUGUGUCUGGCAUCUUAUUGUGAGACUCACCUGCGGCAUCAUGAGUCUCUAGCCUUCAAGGACCACAAACUAAUUAAUGCCAUUAAAGGAUUUCAAGGAAUGAUAUGUUCGGUUCAUAAUAAAGUGCUGGAUAUUUACUGCUGUACUGACCAGCAGUGCAUCUGCUCUCUGUGUACAACAAACGACCAUAAGUACCAUGAUACAGUCUUACCGGCUAAAGCAAGGAAUGAGAAACGGCAGGAUCUGUUGUCAUCACAGAGGGAAAUCAACCAAAGAAUCCAGGAGAGAGAGAAGGAGCUCCAGGAGCUGAGAGAGGCCGUGCAAUCACUCAAACUUUCUGCAAAGACAGCAGUGGAGGACAGUGAGAGAAUCUUCAAUGAGAUGAUCCGUUACAUUGAGAGAAGGCACUCAGAGGUGAAUAAGUUGAUCAGAGGCAGGGAGCAGGCUGCGGAGAGUCAGGCUAAAGGACUCUUGGAGAAACUGGAGAAGGAGAUUGCUGAGCUGAGGAGAAGAAAUUGGGAGAUAGAGCAACUUUCAUUUACUGAAGAUGACAUCAAUUUCCUUCAGGGCUUUCAGCCUCUCUGUGACCCUUAUGUAUCUCAGGACUUGCCCACCAUCACUGUCAUGCCAAACUGCUAUUUUGAUGAUGUGAGGGAAGUCGUUUUAAAACUGAGAGAGCAGCUGGAAAGUAUCUGCAAGGAUGAACUAAGCAACAUUUCCAAACAAGAAACGGCUUUUAGUAUUGUACUCCCUCUAGCACCCCAAACAAGAGAGGAAUUCUUAAUUUAUGCCUGUAAACUAACUUUUGACCCUGCCACAGCAAAUGCAUGCAUCUCUCUGUCAGACGGAAACAGACAUGCUACAGCAGGAUGUGCCCAGUCAUGUCUUGCUCACCCAGAGAGAUUCGACUCCUGGCCCCAAGUGCUCAGUAAAGAGGAUCUUUCUGGAUGCUGUUACUGGGAGGUUGAAUGGGGUGGGGAAGAUGGGGUUGAUAUAGCAGUGUCAUAUAAAGAGAUCAGCCGCAAAGACAAUGAGAGCAAAUUUGGAUGCAAUGCUAAGUCUUGGAGUUUGCACUGCUCUCCCUCCACUUACUCCUUCAGGCAUAAUAAUAAGGAGAUCCCCAUACAUGGACCCCUUUCCUCUAAGAUUGGGGUGUUCCUCGACCACAGGGCAGGAAUUCUGUCCUUCUAUAGUGUCUCUGAUACAAUGACCCUACUGCAGAGAAUGCAGACAAAAUUCACAGAGCCUCUGCAUCUUGGAUGUUCAAUAUAUUCACAUUCUGUUCCAAAUCUCACCUCUGACGCCUCGUCGGUCACCUGCGGGUCCACCUGCUCCAACUUUUUGGUCACCUGCACCUUUGCUGGCUCCUCCUCCCUCCUGCCCUCCUCCAGUGUCCCCUUCUCCUCCCUCCUCCUUCCCAUGGCCCUAGUCCCCGAGGAGGUCCCUGAGUUCCAGACCACCGCUGCUCCCUCCAUAGUGGAGCUAGAGGAGGAGCUCGAUGAACCCCCCCCAGCGGGUCCCGCCAGCUACCGCCCCCUCAUCGCGGCAGAUCCCAGCCGGGUACCCGUGUCUGGGUCUCCCGGAGAGGAAUGGGACACCGAAGUUGGGGUCAUCUCCCUGACUCGCCUUCGCUCCCCCAGGCUCCCGCUCGGCGGGUGCCCCGACCUCGCUCGUGGAGCCUUGUCGGCUGGUUGUGGCCAGUUCUCGAGUUGA